Messenger RNA from Monascus purpureus, 13272 nucleotides. NCBI's taxonomy places the organism in Eukaryota, Fungi, Ascomycota, Eurotiomycetes, Eurotiales, Aspergillaceae. The record is from the annotation of a GenBank genome assembly.
AUGGAGGUUGCCUCCGCAGGGGUGCCGAACGGCGUUUCUGCACCCAAUCAGCCAUCCCCCUGGGACCCCGACGUCCUCGUACACUACUUAGUUGAGGUGCUCCAAGUAACUUUGGGAGCUCUGAGAAGUGAGCUAGAAAGUACUGGAAGCUUGUUGUCUAAAGCCAAGUACAAUGAGACCGUACAGCGGUUGACGCGGUUCGCCUCCGAACCGCAGACAGCUCUCUUUGUACAGAAGGAUAUAGUGCCUACAGAGGAAACAAAUGGGACGGAAGAUGGUUCAUCUCCCUCAGUUGGUUAUGCAUAUAAUCUAUCCGCCGAUGUCUCGUUCUCUCCGACAACGGUCGCGUCGGUGGCCUUUACGAAACGUCCGACAGCUAUCGAUCCAUCCCGUCCGCUGUACUUACAGCUGCAUGUGAUGAAUCUCCCCGGAUCGCCAUCUUUCAACGCACAAGCCCAGCAGGGUGCUUCUAUGACUCCUUUUGAAUUCCUACACUCGUCGAUGCACAAUGCUCUAAGUCCUUACCUGGAAGCCUACAUCCGCAAUCAAGACAGUACAAAUGGCUCCAAGUCAAGGACGGAUACAGAAGCAAAGACAGGCGUUCCAGGAACCAAGAAGAAGUGGGCGGAAUUGGAAACGAGCCUUCUUCAUCUCCAGCAGAAUGUGGAGAUUCCCGUCUUAAAUCUCCAGCCCCACGAAGUGGUGCAGGCUGCCUUGAAUGAAGCAGAAGCCCGAGGGAUAAAACCCUCAGUGGAAUUGAUUCCACCUUCUGUCCUGGAAAGCAGCAACUUCAUCAAUAGCAUUCAAAAUUCGGUGAACGGAUGGAUUAGAUCGAUUCAAACUAUCACAAAGAUGUCUCGUGAUGCUGAUAGCGGUUCAGCAGCUCAGGAGAUCCAUUUCUGGCUGGAGAUGGAGAGUGCUCUUGAGGGUAUUGAGAACCAGCUGCGCGGCGAUGGUGUCCAGUUGACUAUGGAUAUCCUCCGCCAUGCAAAGCGUUAUCAAGCAACUCUCAGUUUUGUUGCAGAUACUGGACUGAGGGAGGCGACAGAUAUGGUCCAGAAGUACAACCAGUUGAUGCGUGACUUCCCUCUUGACGAACUAUUAUCUGCCACUACAUUGCAGAAGGUGCAAGAGUCUUUGGGCUUGAUUUUCAAUCACCUCAACAAGAAAUUGAAGAUCUCCCCCUACCCGAUCAAGCGUGCUCUGUCACUUGUUGAAGCUAUCUCUGGGGACCUCGAUGCCCAGAUCCGAUCCCUGAUCAAUGGCCGGGCGAUCUUGCACUUGGAUUACCGAGAAUUCCGUCCGUUAAUGAAGACCACUGGUGCGAUAUUUCGGACCUGGGACGAAAACAUCAAGGAGUUUACCAAUGUCGCUCGAGAGGCUACAAGACGCCGGAAUGAGAAGUUCAUUCCGAUCAAGGUAAUUCCACGGCACGAUAAAACCCAGGAAAGGCUCCAAUACAUCAACACGUUCAGAGUCAACCAUGAGCAACUUCAACGGACUAUUGUGAAUGUUUUGGGACCUAAAACGUCUCUAUCUGGAGACGCCGGGAAUAAUAACGAUGGAGCGGUAAUUGUCGAGGAGAUCGGCGAUGUAGACGCUGUUGAAGAAGUCGCGCAAGCUUUCGCAGCCCUCAAGAAUGUGGAUGUGCUAGACGUAUCCCCCGAGGGAACCCAGUUGUGGGUGCAGGCGGAGAUUGCCUACAAUGAGCGGACUUCUCGUGUUGAAAAUUCCAUAAUUGCUCGACUCCGAGACCGCCUAGCAACUGCAAGAAAUGCGAAUGAGAUGUUCCGUGUUUUCUCCAAAUUCAACGCACUCCUUAUUCGGCCCAAAAUUCGAGGAGCCAUUAGUAAAUAUCAGUCGCAGCUCCUUAAGAAUGUCAAGCAGGAUAUUUCUGCCUUGCAUGAACGAUUCAAACAGCAGUAUGGCCACUCCGAAGCACACGCGAUGGCUCAAUUGCGGGAUCUGCCUCCUGUCUCAGGUGCUAUCAUUUGGGCCCGUCAGAUUGAAAGACAACUCGAUGGUUAUAUGCGAAAAGUCGAGGAUGUUCUUGGGGAGGACUGGCAUCUACAUGCCGAGGGUCAAAAAUUGCAAUCCGAGAGCAGUCUAUUUCGGAAGAAAUUGGAUACCAGACCAAUUUUUGAAUCCUGGCUUCAUGAUGUCCAGAGGCGCCGUAUCACCAUAGCCGGGCGACUUUUCAACAUUGUGCGCAAUCGAGCCGCUGGGAAUACACUUGAACUUAGCGUGAACUUCGAUGCCCAGGUCAUAGCCCUAUUCAAAGAGGUCAGGAACCUAGUCUGGCUUAAUUACCAGGUUCCCCAUGCAGUCAGCAGCAUAUCAAAGGAAGCAAAACGUGUCUACCCUUUCGCGAUCAGCCUGAUGGAAAGCGUCCGUACACUGUUGCAGACCAACCGCUUCAUUUUGUCUAUGUCAGAAGUCGCUAUUUUACUGAAUGGCUAUGUCAACGAUGCGCAAGGCAUGAUAGCCAAGGGAAUUCCUCUAAGGUGGGAAUCGUUUGUUCAUACAUACGAACUUCAUGUAAAACAGCCAACCCUGGUUAAUAGCUCUAUUGAGCCUGCCAUUGCAAGCAGAGGCGAGAGCAAGCACGUUCAGUUUGUCCGUGAAUUCGCCGGAUCUGCCUCUGUGCUACAGUCCAAGACGGCAACACUGGCUUCUAUCAAUGAAAAUAUCCAGAAAGCCAUUGGUGAAUUGAAGACGUGCCCGUACGAUGCGACGGCGUUCAAACAAUGCUUGGACACCAUUCAAGUUGCGGUCGAUAAGCUGAACCUGGAGAACUAUGUAAACCUUGGCUUCUGGGUCGCUGGGCUGAACUCGAAGAUCGAGUCCAUACUUCGGGAUCGACUCCAUCGUGCCAUUCGAGAAUGGGUUGCUUCGUUUCAGGCUGCUGAAAGGGACCAGGUGUCAGCCCAGCUCCUGAAUUCCGGAGAUGAGUUAGAGACUGCGACCUACAAGGUUGAGUUCCCUGAGCUGGUACAUGAAAUCUCGAUGCGGAACCAAGUUCUACAUCUUGACCCGCCCCUGCAAUUUGCUCGAGCGAGUUGGCUUUCGCAUUUCGACAAUUGGCUGGGUAUUGUGUGUAACCUUGAGAAGAUCAAGUCUUCUCGGUACCAAAUCUCGAUUGAUGUUGAGUCAACCCAGCCAUCGGAAGCUUGCUUUACGAAUCUCCCUCAGCACUGCAUCAGCGACCUUGGUGAGGUUUACAGUGUGGUUGAAGCGAGACUGAAAGAGGUCUCUGAAUACGUCGACAAAUGGCUGCAAUUCCAGUCUCUCUGGGAUCUGCGGUCUGAGCAGGUCUACGAUAUCCUGGGUGAUAACCUGUCUCAGUGGCUUCAACUCCUUCAGGAAAUUCGGAAGAGUCGUGCAACCUUCGAUACCUCUGAAGUCAGUCGAUCAUUUGGUAACGUCAAGAUCGACUAUGAGCAAGUCCAGACAAAGGUCAACGCCAAAUACGACCAGUGGCAACAUGAAAUACUCCUCAAGUUUGGGUCAAAACUAGGGGGCCGCAUGCGAGAGGUCCAUACAGAAAUUGCCUCUGCACGGCGUGAUCUGGAGGGCCAGAGUCUCGAGGCAUCUUCGACGGCGCACGCAGUGUCUUUCAUUACAAUCGUUCAACAGUGCAAGCGUAAAGCAAAGGUAUGGGAGCCAGAAGUUGAUCUCUUCCGGCAAGGUCAGACCACACUCUCUCGUCAACGUUACCCAUUCCCUAACGACUGGCUACACGUGGAGAAUGUUGAUGGGGAGUGGACCGCGUUGAAUGAACUUCUUGCUCGAAAGAGCAAGAUUGUCCAGGACCAGACAGAAGGAUUGCGCGCCAAGAUUUCCGCCGAGGAUAAGGUCAUUGGCUCUAGAAUUGAUGAAGUUCUCCACCAGUGGAACGAAGAGAAGCCAGUAUCCGGUACCAUUCCUCCUGAUGAAGCAUCCCGAAUCCUCAGCUCUUUCCAGUCUCGCCUUGAAUCCCUUCGGUCCGAAUAUGAAAUGGUAUCCAAGGCGAAGGAGGCCCUUGACCUUCCACCAAGUCCCCAAUCCUCCUUACCGGCUAUUCUGGAGGAAGUUCAAGAUUUUAUGUCAGUUUGGGCAGCUUUGUCAACCAUUUGGAAGAGCCUUAAUGAUCUACGCGAAAUGCUUUGGACGAGCGUACAGCCUAGAAAGCUUCGUCAGUCUCUCGAUAGCUUGAUCAAAAUGACGAAAGAGAUGCCAAGUCGUAUGCGCCAAUAUGCUGCAUUUGAACAUAUUCAAAACGUGCUUCGACAACUGUUGAAGGUGAAUCCUCUUCUCUCUGACAUGAAGUCUGAAGCUGUCAGGGAAAGGCAUUGGCAAAAGAUCUACAAAGCCCUCAAGCCCAGACAGCGAUUUUCUCUCGUCUCACUCACUCUCGGUGAUGUAUGGGAUCUGCAGCUCGUCGCUAGUGAGGUUGUAAUUCGCGACAUUAUCGUGCAAGCUCAAGGUGAGAUGGCGCUGGAGGAAUUCCUGAGGUCUGUCAGGGAAACUUGGCAGAACUAUUCUCUUGACCUCGUCAACUACCAAAAUAAGUGUCGUCUUAUUCGAGGGUUUGAUGACCUUUUUGCGAAAUGCAGUGAGAAUCUGAACUCUCUGCAAGCGAUGAGACAUUCUCCAUACUAUAAGGAAUUCGAAGAAGAGGCUUCUUCCUGGGAAGAUAAACUCAACAGGGUUCACGUUCUUUUCGAUGUAUGGAUCGAUGUUCAAAGACAAUGGGUUUAUCUCGAAGGUGUUUUCACCGGAAACGCUGACAUUAAGCACCUACUCCCUCUUGAAUCGAGCCGCUUUCAGAAUAUUAACUCGGAGUUCUUCGCUGUGAUGAAGAAAGUUUAUAAAUCUCCUUUCGUCCUAGAUGUCCUUGCCAUCAAUGGAGUGCAGAAGUCUCUGGAAAGAUUGGCAGAUCUACUCAACAAGAUCCAGAAAGCGUUGGGUGAAUACCUUGAACGGGAGCGGCUCUCUUUCCCUCGCUUCUAUUUUGUUGGGGAUGAGGACCUGCUUGAAAUUAUCGGCAACAGCAAUGACAUCCUCCGGGUUGCCAAACACUUCAAGAAGAUGUUUGCGGGGUUGUCUGGGCUAAUAGUUGACGAUGACACGAAUAUUGUCGGGUUUACAUCUAAAGAAGGUGAGGAGGUCCGAUUAAAGAAGGAAGUCAGCCUUGUCAGGACCCCAAAGAUAAAUGAGUGGCUCGCCGCGCUCGAGAAUAGCAUGAAAUUGACGCUGGCGGAACUCCUUGCGGAAGCAGUGGAGCAAUUUGAUACGAUAUACAAUGCUCCGGAGAUUGACAGAACCGCUUUCAACGACUUCCUUGCCAACUACCCUGCCCAGAUUGUUGUCCUUGCCAGUCAGGUUGUCUGGACUAGCGCCGUCCAGAAGUCUCUGGAAAAUGGUGGCACUACUCUUUCAGUGUUAUAUGAUGCUCAAGUUAGAAUACUGGAGCUUCUUGCCGCCACCGUCCUCGGUGAGCUCGAUGCAAUUACCAGAAAGAAAUGUGAACAUAUGAUUACGGAGUUUGUUCACCAACGAGAUGUCAUAUCAAAGCUCAUCAAAUUGAACGCUUCGGCCCCAACUCACUAUAUGUGGCUCCUACAGAUGCGUUAUGUCUACCAGAACAAUGGGGACUUCCUGCAGCGGUUGUAUGUCCACAUGGCAAAUGCGAAGCUCAACUAUGGUUUUGAGUACCUAGGUGUUCCCGAACGCCUUGUGCGCACACCUCUUACUGAUCGUUGCUUCCUGACUUUAACACAAGCUUUGUGCCAAAGACUUGGUGGCUCUCCUUACGGUCCAGCCGGUACCGGGAAAACAGAAUCAGUUAAAGCGUUAGGUCUGCAACUUGGCCGCUUCACUCUCGUCUUUUGUUGUGACGACAGUUUUGAUUUCCAAGCUAUGGGUCGAAUUUUCCUUGGUAUCUGUCAGGUUGGUGCCUGGGGUUGCUUCGACGAAUUUAACCGUUUAGAAGAGAGAAUUCUGUCGGCUGUAUCCCAACAAAUCCAGAACAUUCAAAUUGGCUUGAAAAAGGGAGAAGAAGAUGAAAAGGCUGAGAUUGAGCUUGUUGGAAGACGAUUGUCUGUGAAUCCCAGCACUGGGAUUUUCAUCACCAUGAAUCCAGGCUAUGCUGGACGCUCGAACCUGCCUGAUAACUUGAAGAAGCUCUUUAGAAGCGUCGCAAUGUCAAAGCCAGACAAGGAGCUCAUUGCUGAAGUUAUGCUUUUCUCGCAAGGGUUCAAGCAAGCAAAGCCAUUGUCGAAACAGACGGUGCCUUUCUUCGAUCAUUGCUCUUCACAGUUAUCGAAACAAGCACAUUACGACUUCGGCUUACGUGCUCUUAAGAGCGUUCUAGUUAGUUCUGGUGGCCUCAAGCGCAUUCGUCUCGCCAACUUGGAAGGUGAACUUGGCCCAGAUGAGAUUAUCGAACCUCAGAUCAUUGUUCAGAGUCUCCGGGAGACAAUUGCCCCUAAGCUGGUACGAGAAGAUGUGGACAAGCUGUUUGAAAUACAAGCACAGAACUUUCCCGGUGUGGAGUAUGUACCUGCAAAUUUUGAGAAGUUGGAGCAGGCUAUUCGUGAGAUCGCCCGUGAGCAGCACCAUGUUGACAGCGAGAUGUGGGUUACCAAGGCGCUACAGGUCCACCAGAUCCAGAGCAUCCACCAUGGUGUUAUGAUGGUGGGCAAAUCCGGAUCGGGCAAGUCGUCGGCCUGGAAGGUAUUGCUUCAAGCCUUGCAGCGAAUUGAAGGAGUCGAAGGCGUUUCGCAUAUUAUCGACUCUAAGGUUAUGUCUAAAGAAGCACUUUACGGUAAUCUCGACAGCACCACUAGAGAAUGGACUGACGGUCUUUUCACGGGAAUAUUGAGAAGGAUCAUUGAUAACCUUCGAGGAGAGGAUUCCAAACGUCAUUGGAUUGUUUUUGAUGGAGAUGUCGACCCUGAAUGGGUUGAGAAUCUUAACAGUGUCCUCGAUGAUAACAAGCUAUUGACUCUUCCCAACGGAGAGCGUUUGAAUCUCCCCCCGAAUGUCCGCAUCAUGUUCGAAGUGGAAAGCCUUAAAUAUGCCACGCUGGCUACUGUCAGCCGUUGUGGCAUGGUUUGGUUCAAUGAAGACAGUGUCACUCCUUCCAUGAUGAUCGAGAAUUAUGUCGAGUCGCUCAGAACCAGAACAUUCGAAGACCUUGAUGACGAUAGCGUCCCUGCUGGACAGGCAUCUGUGAGAACCCAGGAUUCUCAAGAUACACUUUCGACCAUUCUCAAGCAGCUCCUCCAAAGCGACGACCUCGUUAUGAAGGCGCUUGAGGAGGCACAUAAAUACAACCACAUCAUGGAAUUUACUGAUAUUCGUGCACUCAAUACUCUGUUCAGCUUAUUGAAUAAGGCUUGCCGGAAUGUUCUUGAAUACAACAUCCAGCACGUGGAUUUCCCUCUUGAUACGGAACAGAUGGAGUCGUACAUUUCUAAGAAGUUCCUUGUCGCGCUUGUCUGGUCCUUUACGGGUGACUGCAAGCUCGGGGAUCGCAAGUCCUUCGGCGAAUAUGUCUCAGGGCUGUCUACGAUUGAUACUCCAUCUCUAAUUGAUUCGUCUCUCAUUGAUUUCGAUGUGUCUCUUCCGAGAGCAGAAUGGACGAGCUGGCAAUCGCAAGUGCCAUCAAUUGAGAUAAACACCCACUCUAUUACCCAAACCGACGUGGUAAUUCCGACAGUAGAUACCGUUCGCCAUGAAGAUGUCCUUUAUUCGUGGCUCGCAGAACACAAACCUCUGCUUCUCUGCGGUCCUCCUGGCUCCGGUAAAACAAUGACUUUGUUUGCUGCGCUUCGGAAGCUACCCAACAUGGAAGUUGUCGGUCUCAAUUUUUCUAGCGCCACCACUCCGGAUCUUUUGAUCAAGACUUUUGAGCAGUACUGCGAGUAUAAGAAAACGCUGAACGGGAUUGUCAUGUCUCCGAACCAAAUUGGGCGUUGGUUAGUAAUUUUCUGUGAUGAAAUCAAUCUUCCGGCGCCUGAUCGCUACGGUACCCAACGAGCAAUAUCCUUUUUGAGACAGCUUGUUGAACAGAACGGUUUCUGGAGAACAUCAGAUAAGACCUGGGUCACUUUGGAUCGCAUCCAGUUUGUUGGUGCAUGCAACCCUCCAACAGACGCUGGCCGUACACCUUUGGCUGAGAGGUUCUUGCGCCACUCACCUUUGAUCAUGGUUGAUUAUCCCGGGGAGAUUUCUCUCACGCAGAUCUACGGCACGUUUAAUUCUGCGAUUCUCAAGAUCCUUCCCUUGUUGCGAGGCUACUCUGAAUCGCUUACCAAGGCUAUGGUUCAAUUCUACUUGGAGUCCCAGUCUAGAUUUACACCAAAGAUCCAACCGCACUAUGUGUACUCACCGCGUGAGCUUACCCGGUGGGUGCGUGGUGUCUACGAGGCUAUUAAACCCCUUGAAAGCCUCUCCAUUGAAGGGCUGGUUCGUAUCUGGGCCCAUGAAGCUCUGCGACUUUUCCAAGAUCGACUUGUCGCUGAAGAGGAAAGAAAUUGGACAGCUGAUGCUAUUCGACGUAUUGCGUUGGAGAAUUUCCCUGCUAUCGAUCACGAGCAAGCUCUCAAGGGACCAAUUCUGUUCUCCAACUGGUUGUCAAAGAAUUAUGUACCUGUAGAACAGGAGCGACUCCGCGAUUUCGUGAAGGCACGUUUGAGAACAUUCUGUGAAGAAGAAGUUGAUGUCCCUCUGGUACUGUUCAACGACGUUUUGGAACAUGCCUUGCGCAUUGAUCGGGUAUUCCGACAACCCCAAGGACAUCUUAUUCUUAUCGGUGUUAGUGGCAGCGGUAAGACUACGUUAUCGCGCUUUGUGGCGUGGAUGAACGGUCUGAAAGUCUUCCAGAUCAAGGUUCACGGCAAAUAUACUUCUGAGGAUUUUGAUGAUGAUUUGAGAAACGUCCUUCGUCGAGCAGGAUGCAAGGGUGAGAAGAUCUGUUUCAUCAUGGAUGAGUCCAACGUCUUGGACUCUGGUUUCCUCGAAAGGAUGAACACCCUCCUGGCUAAUGCGGAGGUACCCGGCCUGUUUGAAGGGGACGAGUAUUCCUCAUUGAUGACUGCGUGCAAAGAGGGCGCACAGCGACAAGGUCUACUCCUAGAUUCUCAGGAGGAGCUCUACAAGUGGUUCACGCAGCAGAUUGUCAGGAACCUGCAUGUCGUGUUCACAAUGAAUCCUCCAGAAGAAGGCCUGUCCUCGAAAGCGGCAACAAGUCCUGCACUUUUCAACAGAUGCGUACUCAAUUGGAUGGGCGACUGGUCCGACCAGGCCCUGUUCCAGGUUGGCUCCGAACUCACUCACUCAGUCGACCUUGAUAAACCAAACUUCGUCGCUCCCGAUAGUAUCCCCGUAGCGUACCGUGAGCUUAGCCUUCCGCCGUCCCAUCGAGAUGCAGUUGUGAACUCGAUGGUGUAUAUUCACUAUUCCUUGCAGAAGUUCAACCAGCGUCUCCAGAAGCAACAAGGAAGGACUACCUAUCUGACUCCUCGUCAUUAUCUUGAUUUUGUUGCACAAUAUGUGAAGCUUUUCAACGAAAAGCGUGAGGAUCUCGAGGAACAGCAGAGGCACUUGAAUGUUGGUCUUGAAAAGCUGAGGGACACUGUCGACAAGGUUGAGGAUCUUCGUGCCAGUCUGGCACAGAAGAAGGCAGAGCUGGAGAGAAAAGAAAUGGAGGCGAACGAAAAGUUGGAACGUAUGGUUGCUGGUCAGAAGGAGGCAGAGCAACGGAAGGCUGCAUCCCUCCAGAUUCAAGAAGCACUGGAGGUACAGGAACGUGAAGUGUCGGAACGAAAGGAAGUCGUCCUGAAUGAUCUUUCCAGAGCCGAACCUGCUGUCUUGGAGGCGCAGAAGAGUGUGAGCAAUAUCAAACGUCAGCACCUUACUGAAGUCCGUUCUAUGGGCAAUCCACCAGCUAGUGUCCGGCUUGCUCUGGAAGCCGUCUGCACUCUUCUUGGCCACAAAGUUGAUAGUUGGAAAACGAUCCAGGGCAUUGUUCGAAGGGAAGAUUUCAUUGGUAGCAUUGUCAAUUAUGAUAAUGAACGACAGAUGACAAGGAAUCACCGGCUUAAGAUGCAGAACGAAUACUUGUCGAAAGAGGAUUUCACAUACGAAAGAGUCAACCGUGCUAGCAAAGCUUGUGGUCCCUUAGUUCAAUGGGUUGAAGCUCAGGUUAACUACUCGGAUAUCUUAGACAGGGUUGGUCCACUGCGAGAGGAAGUUGCGCAACUUGAAGAACGACUGCUACAGACAAAGGCAGAGGCCCAGGCUAUUGAGAACACCAUCCGCGGUCUCGAAGCAAGCAUUGCUACCUAUAAAUCUGAAUAUGCGGCCCUCAUCAGUCAAACUGAAGCGAUCAAGACGGAGAUGUCCAGAGUCGAGUUCAAGGUCAACAGGAGUUUAAGACUGCUCAAGAGCCUCUCAUCUGAACGUGAGCGGUGGGAGGAAGGCAGCAGGUCGUUUGAGAUCCAGAUCAACACCCUUGUCGGCGAUGUGCUCAUUGCAGCUGCAUUCCUUGCAUAUGGUGGUUUCUACGAUCAACAAUUCCGGAAACUUAUGGUUGAUGAUUGGGUCAACCACUUAUCACAGUCCGGAAUCAGUUUCAAGCCACAUAACCCAGUAACAGAGUACUUAUCCAAUGCAGACGAGCGCCUUGCCUGGCAAGGUAACUCGCUGCCGGUCGAUGAUCUCUGUACCGAGAAUGCUAUCAUAUUGAAGCGCUUCAAUAGAUAUCCUCUGAUCAUCGAUCCAUCUGGCCGUGUCACGGAAUUCCUGCAGAAGGAGAACAAGGAAAGGAAGCUUACUGUUACCAGCUUUUUGGACGAUUCCUUCGUCAAGCAAUUGGAGAGUGCACUGCGUUUUGGAAAUCCGAUUCUCAUCCAAGAUGCGGAACACUUGGAUCCGAUUCUCAAUCAUGUCCUCAACAAAGAGUACCAGAAAACAGGCGGGCGUGUCCUCAUUCAGCUCGGGAAACAAGAAAUCGACUUUUCUCCCUCAUUCAGGCUCUUCCUCUCCACAAGGGACCCAUCUGCAUCGUUCCCGCCUGAUGUUUGCAGUAGAACAACGUUUGUCAACUUUACGGUCACCCAGAGCAGCUUGCGAACCCAGUCACUGAACGAGGUGCUCAAGUUUGAACGCCCGGAUGUUGAUGAGCGCCGUACCAACCUCGUUAAAUUGCAGGGAGAAUUCAAGAUCCACCUACGUCAGCUGGAGAAACGCCUCUUGCAGGCCUUGAAUGAGUCACGCGGCAACAUUCUCGAUGACGAUAACGUCAUCGAGACUCUAGAGACUCUUAAGAAGGAGGCUGGUGAGAUUUCGAAGAAGAUGGAGGAAACCGAGGGUGUUAUGACAGAGGUCGAAAACAUCACCACCAAAUACGGCAUCAUCGCCAGGUCCUGCAGCGCUGUUUUUGCCGUACUGGAGCAACUACACCACAUCAAUCAUUUCUAUCAAUUUUCACUUCAGUACUUCGUUGAUAUCUUCAACUCCGUUCUGUAUCAAAACAAGCGCCUUGCUCAAGAGAGGGAUCAUGCUGCACGCGUCCAGAUUAUUCUGCGUGAUCUUUUUGUUACAACCUACCAGCGGACCUCUUUGGGUCUGAUUCAGAAGGAUCGCAUUACGCUCGCAAUGCUUCUGGCACAAAACGCUCCGUACAAGAUGGAAAAAGGCAUCAUUGACAGCAUACUUGACGGGACUAUAGAGGGCGUAGAUCUGUCAACAAGCCCCGAGCGCCGCGAGCAAGUCUUGAACCAAAUCGCGAACAUGUCUCUGUUCAAGCCCGUUUUCCCCAACAUACCUGUAGAACAGUGGGAGCGGUUUUUCGGCGAGGAACUUGCUGAAAAUACUGUUCCCGCUGCCUGGGAAGAGGGCACAGAGAACGUCGACCAACUGCUCCGUUCCUUGUUACUUGUGAAACUCUGCAGGAUGGACAGGUUUGUGCCAGCAGCCGAGCGAUUCAUCACAGCCGUCUUUGGUCACGAGUUCUUCGAAGGAAGCAGCGACUUGAAGGACGUAGUCGAGCAGGUCACUGCCACUACACCCAUUGCUCUCAGCUCAAGCCCUGGUUUCGAUGCCAGCUACAAGGUGGAUGCGCUCGUUGAGCGUAUGCACGCGACGUGUGCCAAUAUUGCAAUGGGUUCCAAUGAGGGUCUACAGAGCGCAGAUAAAGCGAUCAGCAACGCUGCUGCUACAGGAACAUGGGUACUAGUCAAGAACGUGCACCUUGCACCUUCGUGGCUACAGAGUCUGGAGAAGAGGCUUGAUUCGCUGAAGCCUCACAAAGAUUUCAGACUCUUCCUUUCUAUGGAGUCUAGCCCGAAGAUUCCCGUUAACCUCCUCCGGGCGUCUCGCGUGCUCAUGUUUGAGCAACCAGCCGGCAUUCGUGCCAACAUGAAGGAUUCGUUAUCAUCCCUGUCACUGAGAGCCAGCAAACCUCCCGUUGAGAAGGCCCGUGUCUAUCUCUUGCUUUGCUUCCUGCAUGCCGUUGUACAGGAGAGGCUGCGCUAUGCUCCCAGUCUUGGUUGGAAAGGCUUCUGGGAAUUUAACGAUAGUGAUUACGAAUGUUCGGCUUACAUUAUUGAUGUUUGGAUCGACUCUAUCUCCCAGGGUCGGUCCAAUGUGGCGCCUCAGAAGCUUCCAUGGGAUAUGAUCCGUACCCUUGUCACCGAGAUGUACGGUGGGAAGAUAGACAAUGCUGAUGAUUUCCACCAGCUAGAGGCUCUAGUCAACAGCUUCCUCACCCCAGAAGCUUUUGAAAGUGACCACAAGAUGGUGACCGGCGUCGAAAACGAUGACUGCCUGGCGCUCCCUGAGCAGACGAACGUGCGAGACUUUGUGGAAUGGGUCAACCGACUUCCAGAACGAGAGCCUCCUACGUAUUUGGGACUACCAGCUAAUGCAGAGAAGCUGUUGCUUGUUGGGCAUGGGAAGAAGAUGAUAUCAGAUUUGGUGAAGGUGACAACCCUCUUGGAUGAGGGAGAGCAAUUGAUGGUUGACGUUUAGGGUAUUAUUGUCCAACACACUGUAUUGUUGAGAUGAAAGUAGAAGAUGGGCUUUUGUCUUUUGUAUACUGAAGGGAGAGAAAGACCGCUGGCGGAUGCUUUUCCGCGUUUUCCAUGUCAUGUAUUUAUCCUUCUGUCCUGUAUUCUUUUAGUUGUCUAGACCUCUUGUUUGUAUUUGCUCUUGGCUGUACUUGUAUGACUUGCAUGGCUUGACAUAAUUAAUGCAUAAUUAGAAUUCAACAUGGAUUUCUCA